Molecule: messenger RNA, 867 nt
Organism: Onthophagus taurus
Lineage: Eukaryota; Metazoa; Arthropoda; Insecta; Coleoptera; Scarabaeidae
Cellular component (GO): membrane
Source: RefSeq, a predicted model, not a curated record
AUGAAAUUUAUCAUUUUUUGUGCGUUCGUGACUUUGUGUUUUUGCUCUGUAUUUCGGACAGUUUCUGGUAAUCCAGUAGUUGAAAAUCAGGAACAUGUUGAAAACUUAGUCCUGCCAACGGAAUUUACAUCGGCGGAGGAAACUUUAUUCAAAAAGUUACGAUUGAAAUGUACCAGCAAUGACGUUACUGCGUGCCUUACUUUAAAAGGCAUCACAUAUUUGAAUAAGCUUAUGAAAAAGGCUCAAAUACAUGUCGGAGAUGUUGUAGAGAUUACCAAAAUUGAUACGGAUGUUCCAGAAGGUGAAAUCAGAGCUUUUAAUGAACAUGGAUCAGAAGACGAACAAGGCUUGCAACUUUUUAUGGAUAAAGCAUGGAAAUUUGUACAAAGCCGAUCGUUAAAAUGGAAGAUAUUAGACGACACAGAACUUGUAUUUUCCGGUCGAAGUAACCCUGAGGGCGCCGUCAAUUUCGGGAUUUCUGUUCGACCCGUCAAAAUCGAAGCCGGGGAAGCUCGAAAAAAGGACAAAUCAGGCAUGGGUGCACUUAUUGCGGCGGCAGCAUUGAAAAUUGGUCUGUUGAAAGCUCUUGCCUUCAAAGCUCUGGCACUAUUGGUCGGCAAAGCUUUACUCGUUAGCAAGCUCGCGCUUGUUUUGGCUCUUGUGAUUGGUUUGAAAAAGUUAUUUUCGCAAGAAAAACACGUUACGUACGAAGUGGUAGCUCAUCCGCAUCACGAGACCCACCAUGAACAUUCAGUUAGUAAUAUUGGUGGUGGACACGAAAGUUAUGGUGGUGGAGGUGGUUGGGGACGAAAUUUUGAAGCUGCUAAAAUCGCUUACAAAGCUUAUGAUCCAACAAAAGUUCAUUAA